AUGUCUUCUAGAUACGCAGCGGCAAAGACAUGCGUCUUCUGGAACGUGGAGGAUUGCCCAAUCCCAAGUGGCCUCGAUCCAGUUUCGGUUGCUAGGAACAUCAAAUCAGCUCUUGCGAAAAAGGGUUUUCUCGGUGAGGUCACCAUCAGAGCUUACGGUGACAUGUAUCAGAUCCCAGAUUACUAUCAACCCGCCGGAAUCAAACUCGAACGCCACGGAGAUAAAUCUGCUAGAUUUAUGAGUAUGAAUGGGGAUUUUUUCCUGUGGCUAUUAGAGAAUGGAGAAUCGACGAAUAUGAUGGUGAUAUCAGGCGAUCACUCUGAAUUUGCGCAAUCUCUCAAAAGUUGUACAGCAGCAAACAACAACAUUCUCUUGGCACAACCUGAAGACGCACCAAGAAGAUGUUCCAGCUGCAGAAUGUUUGUCCCGUAUGAAUGGACUUGGGAAAGCUUAUCAGCUGGAGGAGACCCUAUCCCCAGAGCUCCUUAG
Microthlaspi erraticum is the source of this 489-nucleotide messenger RNA. NCBI's taxonomy places the organism in Eukaryota, Viridiplantae, Streptophyta, Magnoliopsida, Brassicales, Brassicaceae. The record is from the annotation of a GenBank genome assembly.